Lacerta agilis (Sand lizard) is the source of this 1710-nucleotide messenger RNA. RefSeq names its product vomeronasal type-2 receptor 26-like. Gene Ontology annotation, biological process: G protein-coupled receptor signaling pathway. The transcript has 6 exons. Gene Ontology annotation, molecular function: G protein-coupled receptor activity. The record is from RefSeq and is a predicted model, not a curated record. Lineage: Eukaryota; Metazoa; Chordata; Lepidosauria; Squamata; Lacertidae. Gene Ontology annotation, cellular component: membrane. Bases 1 to 1710 code for a protein of 569 amino acids.
AUGCCCAAUGAUGUGUCCAGUGCACUUAAUGUGGUGACCAAGUUCUACCAGCACAUCCUGGCCUUGGUGUUUGCGAUUGAUGAGAUCAACAAGAAUCCCAACAUCUUGCCAAAUAUCACUCUUGGGUUCCGUAUCUAUGACAGCUACUCCCAUUCAAGGUUGACGUACCGGACAGUUCUGGAUCUGCUCUUUAAAUCACAUCAUUUCAUCCCCAACUACAAAUGUGGCAUCCAGGAAAAUGUAAUAGGGGUGAUUGGGGGACUCAGCUCUGAUACUUCUUUAUGCAUGGCAAACAUCUUGGGGCUUUAUAAGAUCCCACAGAUUUCCUAUGGCUCAUUUGAACUAUCAGUCAAUGAUCAGUUCAAGUUCUCUCCCUUUUACCGCAUGGUCCCCAAUGACAGUCUCCAGUAUAAAGGAAUUAUCCAGUUACUUGUGUAUUUCAAAUGGACAUGGCUCCACUCAUUCCUUCGUAUAAUUUCAUUCAACAACAGUGUUGGAGAAGAAAUUACUUUUAAUGAACAUGGAGAAUUAGCAGCUGGCUUUGAUAUUACGAACCUGGUCACAUUCCCAAAUAUGUCCUACGUCAGGGUCAAAGUGGGAAAGCUGGAUCCUCAGGCUCCUCCUGGUAAAGAGCUCACCAUUAAGGAGGAAAGAAUCAAAUGGCAAAGAGGCUUCACUCAGGUGCCCCCACUUUGCAUGUGUAAUGAAAUGUGCCAACCUGGAUAUGGGAAGAAAAAGAAAGAGGGAGAAAAAUUUUGCUGCUAUGAUUGUGCUCCAUGUCCUGACGGGAUGUACUCCAAUGAGGAGGGUUUGGAAACGUGUGUCACCUGUCCAGGAGAUCAAUAUCCAAGCAAGGGAAAGGAUCAAUGCAAUCUUAAGACACAAAACUUCCUAGCUUUUGAUGACACUUUGGGCAUUGUUUUGACUUCCUCUGCACUAUUUCCCUCUCUGAUCACAGUUCUGGUGCUGGGCAUCUUCAUUAAGCACCGGGAUACAGCUGUAGUCAAAGCUAACAACAGAAGCCUCACCUACAUUCUCCUCACCUCCCUCCUCUUCUGUUUCCUCUGCUCCUUCAUGUUCAUUGGAAAACCUAACAAGGUGACUUGCCUUCUCCGACAAACUGCUUUUGGCAUUGUCUUCACUGUGUCCCUCUCUUGCAUCUUGGCCAAAACGAUUUCUGUGGUUUUAGCAUUCAUGGUCACCAAACCAGGAUCCCGGAUGAGAAAAUGGUUAGGGAAAGGAUUAUCUUAUUCCAUUGUCCUUUUUUGUUCCAAUAUUCAAGUGGGCCUCUGUGUUUUAUGGCUUGCAACUUCUUCUCCAUUUCCAGAUUUGGACAUGAGCUCAUUGACUGAUGAAAUGGUUGUGCUCUGUAAUGAAGGAUCAACCAUCAUGUUUUAUUGUGUUUUGAGCUACAUGGGCUUCCUGGCCUUUGUCAGCUUCAGUGUGGCAUUCCUAGCCAGGAAGUUGCCAGACAGUUUCAAUGAAGCCAAGUUCAUCACCUUCAGCAUGUUGGUGUUUUGCAGUGUUUGGCUGACCUUUGUUCCAACUUAUCUGAGCACAAGAGGAAAAUACAUGGUGGCUGUGGAGAUCUUCUCCAUCUUGACCUCCAGUGCUGGGCUGCUGAAUUGCAUCUUUCUCCCCAAAUGUUACAUUAUUCUGAUCAGGCCUGAGUUGAACACUAGAGAACAACUAAUACGAAGAAAGAUAUAA